Vicia villosa (hairy vetch) is the source of this 1086-nucleotide messenger RNA. RefSeq lists its product as uncharacterized. The transcript is spliced from 5 exons. The coding region runs from base 1 to 1086 and encodes 361 amino acids. Lineage: Eukaryota; Viridiplantae; Streptophyta; Magnoliopsida; Fabales; Fabaceae. The record is from RefSeq and is a predicted model, not a curated record.
AUGUCAGAAGAAAAACUUGUAAGAAAAACUCUUAGGUUUCUACUUAGGAAAUUUGACAUGAAAGUAACAGCCAUUGAAGAAGUUCAUGAUAUCAGUACUAUGAGGGUUGAUGAACUUGUUGGCUCUCUUCAAAUUUUUGAAUUGGCUAAUAGGGACAAGUUUGAGAAAAAGAACAAGAGCAUAGCUUUUAUAUCCAAUGCUGAAGAUGAAAAAGGUCAAGCUAAUAUGGAUACUGAUGAAGGAUUGUCUAAUACCAUUGUGCUACUUGGAAAAAUCAAGGAGUCAUCUGCACAUGAUACUUCUGAAGCGAUGGAUGUUGAUAACCUUAAAACAAAUACUAGAAAUCCAAAAAAUCCUAACACGGCGAAAAAUAUUGAGACAUCUCAUAAGGACAUUGCAAGGGGUAAGAUUACUCUUGAUCAUGCACUAGAUGUUCUAACAUCUAAGAAAGAUACAGAGUUAAAUAUUCCUCAACCUGGGCUUGAAGUAGCUGCAGAAACUGGUGAAAAAGAAGAUGUUGAUCAAAACAUUGUCAACACUAAUGAGUGUAUAUCUGAUGAUGAAAUUAUUUUAAAAAAACUAUCUCCUGGCCUAGCCAAGAGAUUGAGAAAUAAGGAAGAUAAGGCUACUGAGAAUACUCUAUCAAAAAUCUCCAGAGAAGCACUGUUGUGGGACGAACUAAGGUUUGGAGCAAAGUUCUACAUCCUACAAAAGAACAAUGAAAAGUCUGUGAUAAAUAUGAGUCUUACAAAUAUUCUAGAUAUUCCUCUCGAUAAUGUGUCUUUUCAUCAUCCAAAAACUGCUAAAAAUGGAAGUAUAUCCAUCAUAAACUGCUAUGAAAAAUUGGUGAAAGAGUUUGUUGUUAACAUAACUCAAGAGUGUAGUGACAAGAAAAGCAAGGAGUUUAGGAAAGCUUUUGUGAGAGGUAAGUGUGUUGAAAUAUCUCCCCCUGUGAUGAACAAGUUUCUAGGGAGAAGUGAGGAAGAACAACCUGAGGUUGAGGUGUCUGAUAACACCAAUUGUAGAGAGAUCACUGAGAAGCAGGUUAAGGAGUGGCCUAGAAAAGAUAAAUUGUCUGCAAGCUAA